CGGCUCGUGGAAAUGGCGUCGGGGUGUAUUGUGCGGCUUUGGCAGCCUGCGCUUUCUUUACAGCUAAAAGCUUCUGAAAGGUUGCUCCCUGCUGUGUAUCCUGUGCACAGCACAUCCAGGCGGAACAAUUCUAAUCGAACUUCAGUCAUUCGCUGUGGAAGACAGGUUUAUGCUAGGCUAUAUCCUGUUCUGCUGGUUCGACCUGAUGGAUCCACUAUCAAUAUCCGAUACAAGGAACCUAAAAGAAUUAUUACAAUGCCAGUCGAUGUUUCCCUUCUGCCAGAAGCUGAACGGAAAGCAAGAAUGCGCAAACGUGAUCCCAAGAGAACCAGGAUGAAAGAGGAGCAAUUUGAAGAUGAAUUUAAAAUUGACGAUUAUAGCAAAUUCUGGAAGAAAAAGUGACCUUCAGGAUUUUGAAUUCAGAAAUGCAGAACUGUCACCAGACUGCAUGACUGGCGCUGACAUCAGUGAAACCUUGACUGUUGUACACUGCACAUAUUACUAUUGCGUUUUCACUGAUGAAUAGUAAUCUUAUUUGUAUGUUUGUAUCCACUUGUGUUCUUGACUCAAAAUGUCACCAGGAAUAAAUCCUGUUUUUAUUUCUUUUUAUCUCUAAGAUGAUAUGGCUUAAAUGCUAGGAGAAAAUAUUUUCCUGUUAACUAGACUUCCCCCAUCAUCACCAUACACAACUAUUCUGUACUUGCAAUGCCUGGCUGCGCUUAUAUAGAUAUAUUGGUUAUUUUGAGAACAUUUAACCACAUUUGAGUUUUAUGUUAGACAUUUAUUAUCUUAUUCAUGGAAUAUUUAUUCUGGCAGAUUACAAGUACUUCCAUUCAAUGAUAAUUAUCCUAGGAAUGGAAUGAUAUUUGCCACAAUCUGAAAUGAACAAGUAGUUGGGGUUGUACUAAACAUAAAAUCCUUACAUUUUGAAAUUGGAUCUGUCAUUUGAAUGUAAAAUCCAUGGCUACAAUGUUCAUUCCAGGACAGAGUACUUCUGAGUGGUUUUACCUUCAUAUUUUAGGUCGUGCUGCAUUUAAAAUAGUGACUAUGAUUUAAACUGUAGGAAAAAGUGGAUUAGUAACAGUUUGAAUUACCAAUGUGUGCACUAACUCAUUCGAGAGAUGUAUUAUGCAUUGAUAGUUCUAAUAUAACAGAACAGUUCCAUUUUUGUAUGAUCUCGUCAUAAGAAAAUAGCCAGGCCAUGUAAACUAAUGGGGCACGAAUUGUGUUGUAGCCAAUAAAGAAAAGGAAAGUUCGCAUUCUAAAA
Molecule: messenger RNA, 1267 nt
Organism: Hemiscyllium ocellatum (epaulette shark)
Lineage: Eukaryota; Metazoa; Chordata; Chondrichthyes; Orectolobiformes; Hemiscylliidae
Gene: mrpl55
Product: mitochondrial ribosomal protein L55
Exons: 3
Coding region: 13-402 (129 amino acids)
Biological process (GO): translation
Cellular component (GO): mitochondrial large ribosomal subunit
Molecular function (GO): structural constituent of ribosome
Source: RefSeq, a predicted model, not a curated record